Molecule: messenger RNA, 3269 nt
Organism: Ochotona princeps (American pika)
Lineage: Eukaryota; Metazoa; Chordata; Mammalia; Lagomorpha; Ochotonidae
Gene: TUBGCP3
Product: tubulin gamma complex component 3
Exons: 22
Coding region: 70-2811 (913 amino acids)
Biological process (GO): spindle assembly; meiotic cell cycle; cytoplasmic microtubule organization
Cellular component (GO): centrosome; spindle pole; equatorial microtubule organizing center
Molecular function (GO): gamma-tubulin binding; microtubule minus-end binding
Source: RefSeq, a predicted model, not a curated record
AGCGGUGCAGUGUGGGAGACGCGAACAUGGCGGCGGCUGCCGGCGCGUAGCCGGGGAGCGGGAACCGACAUGGCCGCGCCGGACCACAAGUCGCCCAACGUGCUGCUGCAGAACCUGUGCUGCCGGAUCCUGGGCCGCAGCGAGGCUGAUGUCGCCCAGCAGUUCCAGUUUGCUGUGCGGGUUAUUGGCAGCAACUUUGCCCCAACUGUUGAGAGAGAUGAGUUUCUUGUGGCUGAGAAGAUCAAGAAAGAGCUUAUUCGACAGCGCCGGGAAGCCGAUGCUGCAUUGUUUUCGGAGCUCCACAGGAAACUUCACUCUCAGGGUGUUUUGAAAAACAAGUGGUCUAUACUCUACCUCUUGCUGAAUCUUAGUGAGGACCCACGCAAGCAGGCGGGCAAGGUUUCCAACUAUGCUGCGUUAUUUGCCCAAGCACUGCCCCGAGAUGCCCAUUCCACGCCCUACUACUGCGCCAGGCCUCAGACCCUGCCGCUGAGCUACCAGGACCGCGGCCCCCUGUCAGCCCCGAGCGCGGGCAGCAUGGGCAGCAGCGGUGUGAGCAGCCUCAGCGUGUUCACCUUCAACGGGCCUGCGCCCACGGCCACGCCCACGCCAGUGCCGCACGCACUCCUUCCGGGACAGUCCCAGCCGGCCCCUGGAGUAGGGGACUGCCUUCGGCAGCAGCUGGGCUCGCGCCUCGCGUGGACUCUGACGGCGAACCAGCCGUCUUCUCAGGCCCCUCCCUCCAGAGGCGUCCCGAGCUCUGCUUCCCGCAGCACGCCGAGGCCGCGCAGAGACGGGGACGGGAGCGGGACUGUGGAAGUCACGGAGGCCGCCCUUGUGAGAGAUAUUCUGUACGUCUUCCAGGGCAUAGAUGGGAAGAACAUCAAAAUGAGCAACACAGAGAACUGUUACAAAGUGGAAGGAAAGGCAAACCUAAAUAAAUCGUUGAGGGACACUGCAGUGCGACUGGCUGAGCUGGGAUGGCUACACAACAAAAUCAGAAAAUACACAGAUCAAAGGAGCCUGGACCGCUCCUUUGGGCUUGUGGGUCAGAGCUUCUGUGCUGCCCUGCACCAGGAGCUGAGGGAGUACUACCGCCUGCUGUCCGUGCUGCACUCACAGCUGCAGGUCGAGGAUGAUCAGGGUGUGAACGCGGGCCACGAGAGCAGCCUCACCCUGCGGCGCCUCCUGGUGUGGACGUACGAGCCCAGAAUCCGGCUGAAGACGCUCGCCGCCCUCGUGGAUCACUGCCAAGGAAGGAAAGGAGGUGAACUGGCCUCUGCUGUCCACGCCUACACGAAGACGGGGGACCCGUACACACGGUCCGUGGUGCAGCACAUCCUCAGCCUUGUGUCGUACCCCGUGCUCAGCUUCCUGUACCGCUGGAUCUAUGACGGCGAGCUGGAGGACGCAUACCAGGAGUUUUUUGUAGCCUCAGAUCCAGCUGUGAAGACAGAUCGGCUGUGGCAUGACAAGUACACCUUGAGGGCAUCAAUGAUUCCCUCCUUCAUGACGAUGGAUCAAUCCAGGAAGGUGCUCUUGAUAGGAAAAUCGAUAAACUUUCUACACCAAGUGUGCCACGACCAGACCCCCACAACCAAGAUGAUAGCUGUGACCAAGUCUGUGGAGUCCCCACAGGACGCUGCAGACCUGUUCACAGAGCUGGAGACCGCAUUCCAAGGGAGAAUUGAUACCGCCUACCUUGAGACCAGCAAGCACCUCCUGGAUGUGCUGAGCAGGAAGUACGGCCUGCUGGACCACAUGCAGGCCGUGCGGCGCUACUUGCUGCUCGGCCAGGGCGACUUUGUGCGACACCUGAUGGAUCUGCUCAAACCAGAACUUGUCCGCCCGGCUACGACCUUGUAUCAGCAUAACCUGACUGGGAUUCUGGAGACCGCCGUCAGGGCCACUAACGCUCAGUUUGACAGCCCCGAGAUCCUCAGGCGGCUGGACGUGAGGCUGCUCGAGGUGUCUCCGGGGGACACGGGCUGGGAUGUCUUCAGCCUGGACUACCAUGUGGACGGACCCAUAGCCACUGUGUUCACUCGAGAAUGCAUGAGCCACUACCUGAGGGUUUUUAACUUCCUCUGGAGAGCCAAGCGCAUGGAGUACAUCCUCACCGACAUCCGGAAGGGGCACAUGUGCAACGCCAAGCUCCUGAGGGCCCUGCCAGAGUUCUCUGGGGUGUUGCACCAGUGCCACAUCCUGGCCUCCGAGAUGGUGCACUUCACCCACCAGAUGCAGUACUACAUCACUUUCGAGGUGCUGGAAUGUUCUUGGGAUGAACUCUGGAACAAGGUGCAGCAGGCCCAGGACCUGGAUCACAUCAUAGCCGCACACGAGGUCUUCCUGGACACCAUCAUUUCCCGUUGCCUGCUGGACGCUGACUCCAGGGUCCUUCUGAACCAGCUCCGAGCCGUGUUUGACCAAAUCCUUGAGCUACAGAGUGCCCAGGACGCCAUCUGCAGGGCUGCCCUGGAGGAGCUGCAGAGGCGCCUGCAGUUCGAGGAGAGGAAGAAGCAGCGAGAGGAGGAGGGCCAGUGGGGAGUCACGGCAGCGGAGGAGGAGGAGGAGAACAAGCGGAUUCGAGAAUUCCAGGAAUCCAUCCCCAAAAUGUGCUCACAGUUGCGAAUACUGACGCAUUUCUACCAGGGCAUCGUGCAGCAGUUCCUGGUGUUGCUGACGACCAGCUCUGAUGAAAGCCUCCGGUUUCUCAGCUUCCGGUUGGACUUUAACGAGCACUACAAAGCCCGGGAGCCCCGCCUCCGCGUGUCGCUGGGCAGCAGAGGACGGCGCAGCUCCCACACGUGAGGGACCUGCAAGGGCCGCUGCAUUGAGCGCGUGGGACGUGCAGUGGACCCAUCCGUUCUGAGGCGCCUGGCAUGCCGUAGGUGCUCAGGGUCUGUGCCUGUGUGCUUCCACACUCCCACAGCGUGUCCAGCGUGGGAGUGGACUGUGUGUCCACAGAGCUGAGCAGCCUGCCACACUGUCUGUGAGGGACGUGUGAUGCUUGGACGUCCUGUUUGUCACUUUUUCCAAGUCUCUUUCUUUUAGAGAAGAUUAGGAUGAUAGAAUAUUCACCUGCUAAGAUGGUGAUGUCAUUGCUAUUUUUUUAACAUCUUCUUUAGGACACUUUGUUAAUGUAAUCAAAUUGUUACGAAAUGUCCUUGCUAAGAAACUGAGAGAGCAUUUUAUUUUAGUUUUUUAGUGUUGUAAAAUAUUAACCUGAAUAAGGACCUUUGUAUCUUAGUGUACCUUACAUAUGCUUA